GGAAAAAUAAAUGCUGACGAAAGCCAAAUGAGAGCGUCCAGAUCAGAUCUUACAGCCGAAAGAAGAAGCUUCCUUGCUCUCACUCACUCAUACUCUUUCUUUCUUUCUCUCUUUUUCUUUUGUGUUUGUCUUUGGAGCUAAGGAAUUUGCGGGAACAAAACCCAGAGAUGUAUUGGGAGAAAGAAAAGGGGACAAGCAGAGGCGGCCACAAAUAUUCACCAUGAAACCUCAUCAUUUCACCUUCUUUUUGAUCCUAUCAUUGUCUCUACACAUCCAAGUCCCCACUGCAAAAGGGCUCAACACAAUUCAAUUCCACACUCCCAAUGAGUCCUACACAACAAGAAGGAUCCUCCACCAGCCCUUGUUCCCGGCCGCUUCUGCUCCGCCGCCAGCCACCCCGCCGCCGCCGCCGCCAGAUGACAUCCCUUCUUCUCCCGACAUUCCUUUUUUCAACGAGUAUCCCGUCGGACCGCCGCCGCCGGUCCAGAACCAGCCGCCGGCAAUCUCCACCGGCGUAAUUGCGAACCCAACGGCGACGCAGCCCACGAAACCCACCAAAAAAGUCGCAAUUGCGAUCUCUGUGGUAAUUGUGACGCUGGGUAUGCUCUCUGCCCUAUGCUUUUUCUUAUACAAGCACAAGGCAAAGCACCCAGUGGAGAGUCAGAAGCUCGUCGGUGAUGGUCGAAAUUCUCGAAUAGUUCUAGAAGAUUCUCCGAGGGCCCCACAACCAUCGAGCUUCCUCUACAUUGGGACGGUGGAACCCACCAGAACGUCGGUGAGUGAACCCAAUGCAGCAAACGGCUCCCCUUAUCGCAAGCUCAAUUCCAUCAAGCUUAAUUCCGAUCACCGUUACCGCCCCAGCCCCGAGUUGCAGCCAUUGCCACCGCUCAACAAGCCACCGGACGAGAGCCACUCGCCGCCGGCGGCAUCCUCCUCCUCCUCCUCCUCCUCCGAUGAGGAAAGCCGCGAGACGGCAUUCCACUCGCCGCAUGGCUCAUCGCUCAGCCUCGAAGAUAACUAUUACACGCCGGUUUCGCGCCAGAGUUAUCUGGCCAACGGCAGCCCCGCCGCCGCGCCGGCCGCCAUGGCUCCGGUGGUUCCUUACUCGAAGAGAACAUCGCCGAAAUCUCGAUUUUCCGCUCCGUCGCCGGAUAUCAGGCACGUAAUCGUACCAUCAAUUAAGAAUGCUCCGGCUCCGUCGCCGCCGUCACCACCACCAGGUUCAAACAAAUAUCAGCACGUUGAGAAAGAAGUGAAUUCUGGUCCUUCUAGAAGGCUGAAAUUCUCAUCGCCUCCCCCAGCUCCGAAUUUGACUCAUCUUCAUUCAAACGGGUCCACGACAUUGCUUAAACCUCCUCCUCCUCCUCCGCCGCCGCCGCCACCGCCACGAAAGGGUUGGUCUCCGUCAAUUAGUACAUCCUCGUCAUCUGUGUCGAAAAAGGAGCAAACGUCUUGGUCUGCAAGUGAAGGAGCAGCUUCUAUUUGCAGUGUGAGUGUGAGGAAAGGUUAUUCAGAGGAAGUUGAGAAGAGACGUGACGGUGAUGACGUGGAUGGAGCGAAACCCAAGUUGAAGGCUCUGCAUUGGGAUAAAGUGCGUGCUACUUCAGACCGUGCCACUGUGUGGGACCAGUUAAAAUCUAGCUCAUUUCAGUUAAAUGAGGAUAUGAUGGAGACCCUGUUUGGCUGCAAUUCAACAAGUUCUGCUCCUAAGGAGACUGUUCCUAGGAAAUCAGUUCUUCCCCCUGUUGAACAGGAGAAUAGGGUGUUAGACCCCAAGAAAUCCCAAAAUAUAGCUAUACUACUUAGGGCACUCAAUGUCACAAGAGAUGAGGUGUCCGAAGCUCUUUUAGAUGGGAAUCCUGAAGGUUUGGGAACUGAGCUAUUGGAGACUCUAGUAAAGAUGGCUCCAACAAAAGAGGAAGAAAUAAAACUUAAAAAUUAUGAUGGUGACCUCUCAAAACUUGGAUCUGCAGAAAGAUUUCUUAAAGCAGUGCUUGAUAUCCCUUUAGCUUUUAAAAGAGUUGAAGCCAUGCUAUAUAGAGCUAAUUUUGAAACAGAAGUCAACUACCUUAGGAAGUCCUUUCAGACCCUGGAGGAAGCAAGUGAGGAAUUAAGGAACAGCCGAUUAUUCCUCAAACUUCUUGAAGCUGUUUUAAGGACAGGAAACAGAAUGAACGUUGGCACCAAUCGUGGCGAUGCCAAAUCCUUCAAACUGGAUACACUUCUAAAACUUGUAGAUAUAAAGGGCACAGAUGGAAAGACCACAUUGCUCCACUUUGUGGUCCAAGAGAUCAUUAGAUCUGAAGGUACAGGUGGUGAAUCUGCAAAUGAGAAUGUUCAAAAACAAACAACUUCCCAAUUCAAUGAGGAUGAGUUCAGAAAGAAAGGAUUGCAGGUUGUGGCUGGAUUGAGUAGAGACCUUGGUAAUGUCAAAAAGGCAGCAGGAAUGGAUUCAGAUGUCUUAAGCAGCUAUGUCUCAAAGCUUGAAAUUGGUCUUGAUAAAGUUAGAUUGGUUUUGCAACAUAAAAAGCCAGAUAUGCAAGGGAAUUUCUUUAACUCAACAGGACUAUUUCUGGAUGAUGCUGAAGAAAAAAUUGUUAGGAUCAAGGCUGAUGAGAGAAAGGCCUUAUUCCUUGUGAAAGAAGUUACAGAAUACUUUCAUGGGGAUGCAGCAAAGGAAGAAGCACACCCUUUCAGAAUUUUUAUGAUUGUAAGAGACUUUCUAAAUAUUUUGGAUCAAGUUUGCAAAGAAGUAGGAAGGAUGCAGGAUAGAACAGUAAUCGGUUCAGCUAGAUCCUUCAGGAUAGCCGCAAGUGCAUCAUUACCUGUUCUCAACAGGUACCAUGCAAGACAAGAUAGAAGUUCGGAUGAGGAAAGCUUGUCUCCUUAGUGUUGUGACUUGUGAAUAUAUAUAAAAA
Molecule: messenger RNA, 2918 nt
Organism: Abrus precatorius (Indian licorice)
Lineage: Eukaryota; Viridiplantae; Streptophyta; Magnoliopsida; Fabales; Fabaceae
Product: formin-like protein 6
Exons: 4
Coding region: 221-2890 (889 amino acids)
Biological process (GO): actin cytoskeleton organization; actin nucleation
Molecular function (GO): actin filament binding
Source: RefSeq, a predicted model, not a curated record